This is a messenger RNA of Hypoxylon fragiforme, 1840 nucleotides long. Its product is annotated as dihydrodipicolinate synthetase. The transcript is spliced from 5 exons. Lineage: Eukaryota; Fungi; Ascomycota; Sordariomycetes; Xylariales; Hypoxylaceae. The coding region runs from base 195 to 1337 and encodes 380 amino acids. Gene Ontology annotation, molecular function: 4-hydroxy-tetrahydrodipicolinate synthase activity. The record is from RefSeq and is a predicted model, not a curated record.
GAUGCUGUAUCACCAAUGUCAUCGUCAGUCCACCACCGACUGUCUCUCAUUUUCCGUCCGUGUGUAUACAUUUCACGACGUAUCUUGGGGGUCUGUAGGUAGUGUGCCUCCCUUGGGUACUUCCAGAGUACUCUACAGUACGACUACUUAUUCAUGGAGUUCGAUAUAUGUAGGUGGUGCAGAUCUUUCCCUACAUGACGCCACUAGCACAGGGUCGGGUCAUAGUGAGAGAAACAAGAGGCUUCACAGCGAGCUUCAAUGGAAGCCCCUUUCGAUCUUCCGCUUCUUCUGAAUUGAGACUGAACUCUCGGGACUCAGCCGAACCACAUUCCUCACCUGAUAGCUCCUUUCAUGGCGAACUUAUGGACGGAGUUUUCCAUAUGACGCGGCCAUUGGUCCCCGGAGUCUACGUACCAACUAUGUGUUUCUUUGAUCAGGAAACUGAAGAUGUUGAUGUUGGCGCUAUUGUUCACCAUGCAGUUCGGCUUGCCAAGGCUGGAGUGACGGGCAUCGCAACUCAAGGCUCAAACGGUGAAGCUGUUCACCUUACACAUGAUGAGCGCAAUCUGGUCACAUUCACCACUCGCACUGCAUUAAACGAAGCCGGGUUCAUCCGUGUACCGGUUAUCGUUGGCUGUGGAGCUCAAAGUACUCGUGAGACUAUCCAGUACUGUGUUGAGGCGUGGAAAGCAGGGGGCGACUAUGCCCUCGUAUUGCCUCCCUCAUACUACGCGUCCUUAUUUGCACCCUCGUCCCAAACAAUUGAGGAUUUUUUCACGACGGUUGCUGACGCGUCCCCGAUACCCCUUAUCAUAUACAACUUUCCUGGCGCUGUAAAUGGCAUGGAUUUAACGUCGGAUACAGUUAUCAAAUUAGCACAACAUCCAAAUAUUGUCGGCGUCAAGUUCACGUGCGGCAACACCGGGAAGCUAAACCGUGUAGCAGCCGCCAUGCGGAAGCAGUCUGAAAACUAUAACCCGGAAAGGCCGGAGUUCUUGGUUUUGGCAGGCUCAGCCGAUUUCUCUCUCCAGUCAUUGAUCGCAGGAGGACACGGCAUAUUAGCAGGGCUUGGAAACAUCGCACCAAGAUCCUGCAUCAAGACUAUUGAGCUGUAUAACUCUGGUAAUUACCUUGAGGCCCAAGAAAUGCAGGAAAUAGUGUCACAAGGUGACUGGACAGCCAUUCAGGGUGGCGUGGUAGGUGUUAAGGCUGGCCUUCAGGCGUGGAUGGGCUACGGCGGCUACGCACGAAGUCCUCUUCCCAAGCCAUCUGCCGAAGAAAUGAAAGCGUGGAAAGAGGGGUUCAGAGCACUGGUGUUGCUAGAAAAGUCCUUGUGAGAGGCUCCUAACAUUCAAAGACCAAGGCAUGCGAAAGACGCAGCUAUAAGCACCAUACUCCGAUCGUUAAACCUUUUCACACCUUUGAGAAGACUUGCAGCAACCGCUCUUGGGUGUCGAGAAAGGCCCCUCCUUGAGGCUAUGUGGAUUUUAUGCAGUACAGAAUUUAUGAACACGAUAAGGCGUUUAGGGGGGUGGAUGGUAAGGGAUUCCGUUGUUCGUCAUACCUGACGCCCGUUGGUAGUGAUAGGGGGCACUGUAUGAUCAUACAUCGCCCUCUGUCCCCUUUCACCUUUCGCGCCAGGCCUUAUUUUCUAACGAACCAUCGGGGGCUUUUGAUUAUACCUAAGUAACACUUGAUGCAAACCUAUCUAGCUCAAAAGGGCAUGACAUUUCGGCUACUUAGGUGCCGUAUAUAUUGCCCAGAAAUUUAAACACAAUCUACUCAUUUACACACACGCACACACACCUAUCUAAUAUUUGCAGCUAUUUGCAAUUAGGGC